This is a messenger RNA of Cajanus cajan (pigeon pea), 1708 nucleotides long. RefSeq names its product 7-deoxyloganetin glucosyltransferase. Gene Ontology annotation, molecular function: quercetin 7-O-glucosyltransferase activity; quercetin 3-O-glucosyltransferase activity. The record is from RefSeq and is a predicted model, not a curated record. NCBI's taxonomy places the organism in Eukaryota, Viridiplantae, Streptophyta, Magnoliopsida, Fabales, Fabaceae.
CGGCACUAUGAAAUGAGUUGUUUAGGCAUGUUUUUCCAUUUGAAAAUAAAGACAGGCAUUCACCAGUUUCCCCUACAUAGAAAAUUAGAGAUUGUAGGAAGCAGUUGAGUAAAGAUGGAUUCCUUGGGCAGAAGCAGAAGGAAGAAGGCACAUGCCGUGUGCGUACCCCACCCAACACAAGGUCACAUAAACCCAAUGCUAAAGCUAGCAAAAGUCCUUCACUCUAAAGGCUUCCACAUAACCAUGGUCAACACCGAGUACACCCACAAACGCCUUCUCAAAUCAAGAGGUCCUCAUUCCCUCAAGGGCAUCCCAUCAUUUCGCUUUGAAACCAUCCCCGAUGGUCUACCCGAGCCUCUCCUGGACGCCACGCAGGAUAUACCUUCCCUCUGCGACUCCACCAGAAGAACCUGCUUGCCUCACUUCACAAACCUCCUCACUAAAAUCAAUAACUCCCACGCACCCCCCGUCACUUGCAUAGUUGCUGACGGUGUCAUGAGCUUCACUCUUGAUGCUGCUCGACAAUUGGGUGUCCCUGAGGUCCUGUUUUGGACCCCUAGUGCAUCUGGCUUCAUGUGUUACGUCCAAUUGCAACAACUCUUUCAAAAGGGCCUAAUUCCCUUCAAAGACUCAAGUUAUCUCACGAAUGGGUAUUUGGAAACCACUAUUGAUUGGAUACCGGGUAUCAAGGAAAUUCGAUUGAGGGAUAUUCCAAGUUUCAUUAGGACUACCGAUUCGGAUGAUUUUAUGCUUGAGUUUUUACGGUGGGAGUGUGGGAGGGCUCGGGAAGCUUCUGCAAUAAUUUUGAACACGUUUGAUGCCAUUGAGCAUGACGUUUUGGAGGCUUUGUCCUCCAUUUUGCCUCCUGUUUAUUCCAUAGGUCCUUUGAAUUUACUUGUCAAGGAUAUUGAUGAUGAGGAUUUGAAUGCCAUUGAGUCCAAUCUUUGGAAGGAGGAGUUUGAGUGUGUGGAGUGGCUUGACACCAAAGAACCAAAUAGUGUUAUUUACGUGAAUUUUGGGAGCAUAACUGUUAUGACAAGUGAACAAUUGGUUGAGUUUGCAUGGGGACUUGCUAAUAGCAACAAAACAUUUUUGUGGGUUAUAAGACCCGAUGUUGUGGGGGGUGGAAACGUUGUUCUACCUCGAGAGUUUGUGGAACAGACCAAAAACAGAGGUUUGUUGUCUAAUUGGUGUCCUCAAGAGCAAGUUCUAGCUCACCCCGCAAUUGGAGGGUUUUUGACACACAGUGGUUGGAAUUCAACGUUGGAAAGUGUAUGUGGAGGUGUUCCUAUGAUAUGCUGGCCUUUCUUUGCAGAGCAACAAACCAAUUGUCGGUUUUGUUGCAAGGAGUGGGGGAUUGGUUUGGAGAUUGAAGAUGUUAAGAGGGACAAAAUAGAAAGCCUUGUAAGGGAGUUGAUGGAUGGUGAAAAGGGUAAACAAAUGAAGGAUAAAGCCUUGCAAUGGAAGGAAUUGGCAAAAACUGCUGCUUCUAGCCCUCAUGGAUCUUCGUUUCUUAAUUUGGAGAAUUUGAUUCGUGAAGUUCUUCUAUGCAAAAGCGUUAAAAAUUAGUGUAAGAAGAGUUCAAAUCUACUUAAUAUUUGCUGUUAUGUAGAGAAUAUGGUUGGAUACAAGAUUGAAUAAUUUUUAAGAAUUCUCUUGCAGAAAAAAUUGCUUAUGCAUAUUUUUAAGAGAAUUUUUUUUUUAUUAA